AUGGACACCACGCCGGAGAAGAAUGAUUCCGACGUGAUCUGCCUUGACAGCGACGAGGAAGACUCCAAACAGGGCAUCGUUAAUAUUUCCGACGGAAUCAUCAAUCUAUCGGAUGACGAAAAGGCCGAUGAAAAUCCUUCAACGUCAGCUCAAGCUCUCUCUGACUUAUCAAACAUCUUCAGAUGCAAGAAAUGCAAUAGGGUCUCCAAAAAUUUUGGCGGGUUCAAGAAGCAUUCCUAUACUUGCUGGAAGACAGGAGAUAAGUGUAAAUGUGCUCACUGUCCUUUCGAGGCUGACAAAGUUGGUAUGUUCUUGAACCACUUCAGCGACAGCCAUAACGCCCCUACGCGUUUAAAAUGUCCAAUGUGCGCCCACUCGGAUAGCUCCAUGUAUCUGCUCAAAAAACAUCUAAGACUGGCUCAUGGUGUCGGAAGUCGGGAACCUUUACCGUCUGACAUUCAGUACGUUAUCGCUAAGAAAGACCAGAGUAAAACAAAAGGUGUGAAGCGUAAGUCAUCAGGCACCGCCGCCGGGCCUCCACCCAAGCAGAAGCGCUAUGGACCUUCAGAUAUUGACAAGCUACCCAUCAACCCUAUUCUGGACGAAUCUGUUUUUUGCGAUUUGUGCGAGUUUAACACUAAAGUCCGCUUGAACAUGGUGCGCCAUUUGCAGCAGCACGCAUCGCAGCAGCCCGUGGCACAGACGGCGCCCGUGAACCCGGUGCCGCAUCUAGAAACCAACGAAUUCUACUUUGAUAGGAUGGUCAACCUGGCUUCCAGUUCCAUAGCGAAUCGAGCACCUGAGAAAUCUCAAAAAGAACAAACUCCUACAGUCACUUUACCACACGACAUAGCGUCUAGGCUCCCGCGGUAUGUGCCUGAACGGUACCGAUAUACUUGCGGGGCCUCCGGCUGCACGUACAUUUCAGUCGACGAAGCCAUGUUGAAAUGCCAUUGGGAAACUUUACACUCCGGUACAAACGACUUCCACUGCGUCCACUGCCCGCCGCACCAGGCCCUUGACAAAACUAAACCGUUAACAGCGGUCAGGAUUCUAGCGCAUCUGAAAAUGCAUGACAUACGUCUGUAUGCUUGCUCGGUGUGCCCUUACUACCAUCACAGAAGACAAGUUCUGGAAAAACAUUUGUCGGAGACGCACGCGGUCGGUAACGUGCUGGUAGUUAGGGAGGAGAGUCAGCCCACUCCUACUACCCCGACCACUGCGCCCACCAUGGAUCUGAAGCCUUGGCAAUGCGGUCUGUGCCAGUUCAAGAGCAUGCUCCGGCCUGAGGUUUCCGAGCACUGUGCCAAAAUGCACCAGUCCAAAAUGCAAUACAAGUGCGCUUACUGCCCCUUCAGGACGUCCACCCCGGAGAAUGUUACAAAACAUCAAACAACUUCACACCCGAAUAGGGAGCCUGAGAUAUUCUACUUCUACUAUCGGGAAGGCAGCAUUCCCAAUGGUCCGGAUGGAAUGCCCCAUUGGCAGAGGCAGAGACAGAAGUCCGGAUUGACUACGGUAAAGGCUGAAGCUGAUCCGCCACCACCCACAACUGGCACAAUUCUUCCGGAGAUCCAACCUCUGCCUGUUCCUCAGGUGAACCUCAACUUGGUGAAGCGUGAGGUUGACAGUGAUGCUCCCAUGCAAGUCUCGAUAGAGGAAUUGUGUAAGAAGUAUGGAGAAUUCUGUGAGCCCAACGGUCUGAACUACAAGUGUUCUUUGUGUAAAGUUGUUAUGGAGGACAGCAAGGAAGUUAUGGAGUCCCACUUGUUUGAGGAGCUUCAAUACAGGAAAUGGGGAUGCCGCUUAUGUUCAUACAAAGCGUUCCACCAAACCGGGUUGAAAGAUCAUGUUUGGUCGGAACACAACCGACACAACUUCGAACCUCUAGAGCUACCACUCGACUUCAACGUUGAGAAGUGGGUCUCCCAACAAUUAGCCUACCAGGAAGACCUCAUCAAGAAAAACAGGGACAAACUAGCCCAACAGAAAAUGCAAGACGAACGCCCCGUGGUCCCCACAACAUCUAAACCUGUAGAAGUCCAAAACCCAAGCAACCUCAGUAUGGAGAAACUUGAGAAAAUUUUCGGGGUUUUCGGGUUGCCGAUUAACAUGCAGUAUUGCUGCCCGAAGUGCCUGUUCAAAACCGCCCACGAUAAAAUAAUGCAGGAACAUUUAGAGGCGGAAUUGACCAGAAUAAGGUGGUGCUGCAGCCACUGCCCGAACCACUUCUCGACGUACCACGAGGCGCAGUUCCACGGCAAGAGCGUGCACGCCGGCCUCGCCGCGCGCCCCGUGGAGGCGGCGCGCGACCCCGCCGUGCGCUCCGCCUGGGUCGCCGCCGUGCUGCAAGUGCAGAAGCUCAGCAUGAACUGUCUGCCGCUCGACACCGCCGAGCCCGCCGCCGCCGCCGCCUCCUCCGCUCACGCGCCCCGCCACGACGACGCCAACGAUGACGACAACUCCCUGCUCGAAAUUAGAUACGAGGAGGACGUCCCCAUCCCCGACGAGGGAACCCCGCGCCCGAGACGCGCCUCCGACAGCAGCGACGACGAAGGCCUCGUCAUCGACGAGCAGGCCGCCAAGAAAUCCGGCGUCGGCGGCAAAUGCGACUAUUGCGACUUCUCCUCCAAAUACGCUCACGUUUUAGACCAUCACACGCUCCGCCAUUACAAUCUCCGACCGGCCUCCUGCCCGUACUGCGAUUUCAACCACUAUAACAAACCUAUGCUCCAACAUAUUAGCACCGCGCACCCGGAUCGACCUCUAGUGAUUAAAAAAACCGAGCGGCCGACCGGCCCGCCCACGCAUCUAAACCUUACCAAACUGGGGAAAAAACCUCACGCCGCUAAAAAACCAGAUGAGGCUAAUUUAGUGUGUUUAAUUUGUGAAAAGCUGCUGACGCAAUCGGAUUCGAAGACCCAUGUCCAUGAUCAAAAUGUGCCAGUUUUCGUCAAAAGAGGCGACAUCGUUGUGAAGUGCAGCGAGUGUUUGAGACUAUUCCUAGAUGUUUCCCAGAUGCAGCAACACUUUACACUCGCGCAUCCGAAUGUGACGAUCAAGUACGCCUACUACAAGACGGACCAUGAUACGCGGAGUUUCCUCUUCUGCUCUCAUUGCAGCCAGAAAUUCACACAGCUGGUUGACUUGAGAGCUCAUCAUAAUCAAGUGCACAGCGCUUUAAAAUUGAAAUACACGAAAUUUGUGCCCGAUGCUAAUGAGGGCGAGAGUGUUUUAAAAGAGUUAUAGGACAGGAUUCGGCAGUUCGAGUCUUGGUAUAGCGAGACAAACCUACCGUUCCCUCCUACACAUAACCUUUCUGCUGGUGAAACUGAUUGUGCUGCAGAAAUCAGUGAACCAAUCGAUCCUUCUUAGUGAAGUGGAAAUCUUUGGUGAAUUAUUGUGAUAAACCUAAGUGUAAGACUUUAAAAAACACUCCCAGUGAGUGUUUAGUGUAUUAAGAAACUUAUUGAAAGUGAAUUAUUUCUAGUUUUCUAUACGCCGUGAUUAACGGAUUAAUCUGUGAUUUCAACAAAAUAGUUGUAGUUAAAUAUAAGUUAAAAUAGUAUAGCGAGUCAUACUGAUACUAUAUGUUGUCUAGCAAAAGGUAGCUUAUUGGUGUUAAAGCCGUAAGAAUCUAAUUUGAUUAUGAACAUGCUACAAUAUGGUACCUUUUGUUUAAAGAUUCUAAUGUGUACUGCGGUAAAAUGUGCUGUUAUUUUACGUAAGCAACAUUAUGUAGUUUUCCAUAAAUGAAGAAGAAUAUGAAGCAUAGGGAAUUUAUCUGAUGGAAAGCUACAAAUUUACCUACUUCUAGUGAGUCAAUUAUUAAGUUGAAUAAUCAAGCUACAUUGGUUCCUGUGUUAAUGUGAGGAAAGGUUUCCGAAGUGUUUGAAAUGAUCGCACAUGUUGAGUGACGGAAACCGUAAUGUUUGAAUAGUGAUUAUUAUGUGUUGUCAUGAAGAGAAGCCUUGAUGGAUAUAGUUUUUUGUUUAGUUUAUUUUGUUUUGUUAAUUCGAGUGUGAAAUCGGAUUUUUUUUUCUAAUUUUUCUUACAAAAUGUUAUAAAGAAGACCUAAAUAGUGUCGCCAUCUAUUGAUUUUUGAAAUGCAACUUUUCGUUGUAAGGACAUUGGCAGACACCACUGGCCAUUCAUGUUCCUGGGAUUGGUUUGAUUUUUAAUUAAUAUGAAAAAAAAGAAUCAAGAUUACAGAUGUUACCUUUGGCAGGUUUGAAAAUGAUUGAUCUUGCCAGUUCCAGUUUAAGAAAGAAAAUGAAGACUUAUGUAUGUUGAUUACUCGCCAAAUACCUUCUCAGUUACAGACUGGUAAAUAUAAGCUUUUAUAAAUUAAA
Leguminivora glycinivorella is the source of this 4352-nucleotide messenger RNA. RefSeq names its product zinc finger protein 142-like. The record is from RefSeq and is a predicted model, not a curated record. The transcript has 3 exons. Bases 1 to 3249 code for a protein of 1082 amino acids. Lineage: Eukaryota; Metazoa; Arthropoda; Insecta; Lepidoptera; Tortricidae.